AUGGAAGCUAUGAAGAAGAAGAAGAAAGUUACGAAGCGAAGCAAAUGCGGCUUAGACUCUCUUCCUGUUGAUCUCCUGAUGGAGAUAUUCAAACAAUUCCCGGUGAAAACCCUAACAAGAUUUCUCUCGGUAUCUAAGCUUUGGGCUUCAGUCAUACGCAAUCCAGAUUUCAUGAAACUAUUCUUGAAAGAGUCCUUAAAUAGACCAAGAGGUCUCGUCUUGAUAUACAGACGAGAUAAAGAUUCAACCUCGCGAUCGAAGCACCCAAGAUUUAAAGCACAUGAAUCAUCAGCUUCAAAUGCUUCUCUAACCACAUACCAUGUGACUUGCCGCGCAAGGAAGGACACGUUUAUUGCUACUUCUUCUGUUCACGUGUUGUGCGUCACGAAAUCGGCGAGUCUUGGCAACACACGCGGUUUAGCCUCGGAGAUAUGGGUUUUGACAUUAGGAAGUGGGAAUUCUUGGAAGAGGAUUUAUCAAGAUAAUAUUCCACGUCACUCUCCUAUAAGUCAAGACUUGUGCAUCAAUGGUGUUUUGUACUAUCGAGCUUUUACUGGCAAGGAACUAAAGAACUCAGCGAUCGUGAGUUUUGAUGUCAGAUCAGAAAAACUCCAUCUUAUCAAAGCCAAAAAGCUUGAUAUUACCAAAGGACCUCAAAUGAUCUAUCGCAAUUAUUCGAAGCUGACAUGCUACGAGGGAAAGCUAGCUGUCGUUUUCUUUGAAAGAGACGUCAUUUCUAACAUGUGUUUGUGGGUUCUUAAAGAUGCUGCUAAAAAGAAGUGGUCGAGGAAGGUUUUUGUUUUGCCUACUUUAUCAAGACACGCGUAUCUUGAUAGCUCUCAGAGGUUUCACAGCACCGACACUAACACAGGUGAGAUUAUCUUUUCGGGAUCAUUCAAAUCGGAUGGUGUUUCUUACUAUGAUGUGAAGGGAAAUAGAGUGAGAAGAGUUGACAUAGCAGGAAAGAAGUGUAAAUGUGUUUGUUAUGAGUCUCUCUCCUCUGGUCAGGUUGAGAAUCUCAUGUUUUUGUGA
This is a messenger RNA of Microthlaspi erraticum, 1032 nucleotides long. The record is from the annotation of a GenBank genome assembly. Lineage: Eukaryota; Viridiplantae; Streptophyta; Magnoliopsida; Brassicales; Brassicaceae.